Panicum hallii is the source of this 2410-nucleotide messenger RNA. RefSeq lists its product as uncharacterized. The record is from RefSeq and is a predicted model, not a curated record. NCBI's taxonomy places the organism in Eukaryota, Viridiplantae, Streptophyta, Magnoliopsida, Poales, Poaceae. Bases 439 to 2055 code for a protein of 538 amino acids. The transcript is spliced from 5 exons.
CUCCCCCUGCUCCCACCCCCCGUGCACCCGCGGUCUCCGCCUCCCACAGUCCCACCCCGCCGCUUUUCCAAACUGAAACGGCUCCAUCCAAAGUCCAAAUCCGAAAACGAAGGGCUUGUAGAUUUCAUCCGGCGCGGCCGGUGCCCGAUCGAUCGAUCCCCUUCCUCCCCGCCGCCGCCCCCCUGCCUCGCGUCCGCGCCCACAGGGCCACACCAACCGACUCCGUCUCCGAGCCCAAUCCCCUCCUCCCUCUUUCCCAAAUCGAGCAGGCGGCGGGGAGGUUCGGCUCGGGGUCGACGGUCCCAGAUUCAAUUCCCCCCGAAGUCUCGCCGGCGGCGCAGCUACCACGGAUCGACGCGGAACCCGGGGUUUGUCGCGGGUCUCGGGAUGCGCUAGCCCCCGGCCUGCCGCGGCGAUCGUCUCGUGGGCGGGCGAGCCAUGUCGUGGGGGCGGUCCAGCAGCUUCAGCCCCUACCAGGGGCCCACCCGGUCGUCGGCGCGGAGGUGCCCCGCGCCGAAGCCCGCGCCUUGCACCGUGGUGGUCAUCGAUGAGGAGGACGACGGCGACGACUCCUCAGACGGGGAGGUUUUCAUAAUUGAUGGUGCAGCGGCAGCGGCGCCUAGGUGUCGGGCCAGGAAAGGGAUCGGCGUGUCUGGUAAUGUGAUCAACAUAGAUGACGAUGAAGACGUGGAUGGGGGCACUGGAUGGGAGAAAGCAGGCGCCAGCACAUCCCGUGCGCAGUCUGGGUCGCCAGCAUCGAUGACACCAGGGCGAGGUUCUCCGGGGAACAGAUACGGGUUGGACAGCACAUCAGACAGCUCCGAGAGCGAUUUGUCUGAUGGGUGGGACUCUGCAACCGAUCAUGGCGGCAGCUCGGAUUGCGAGAUUCUGGACGACACGGCUGGGACUGCCCGUGAGAUGUGGGAGACGGCUGCUUCAAGGAAGAAGAUGCCUCAUGGUGUCCAUGAGCGUGAGGAUGGUAGGACUACUGCAUUCGCAUCAUUUGCGUGGUCGGAGGGUCUCUUUGGUGUGGGAUGCAAUCUAGAUGAGACUAUUUUUAGUGCUGCAUGGAAGGAUGACUCACAAAGUAAUACUAGUGGUACAAAGGAAGGCCUUAAACAUCCUCAAAGUAGUACCAGAGGAGCGAAUGAUGGCCGUGGCUCUUAUAGAAAUAGCGGUGCCAAGGAUGUCCCUUCAGAAUAUGCUUGUAAGGGAGGUGUGCAAAAUAAUAAUGGGGGCACAAAGGAUGACCGUGGCCCUGCUUCACCGCCAAAUGUCAAGGAAUGUUCGAAUGGAGAAGAAGGGGUUGUUCCUGAAAAAACUUCAGAAGGGUUUGAAUCCCCUUGCCCGGAUGAAACUUUCGUCCAAAAUUUUGUCUCUGCAAAUAGGGUGUGUCGGGGAAGCUGCUCAGCAGAUUCGAAAGAUGGAAGUCCUCCAAUGUCUGUCAGUACUCCUGAAAAGAUUGAUGAGAAAAUACCUGGAGGUGCAUAUUCACAAAAGGACCAGUCACCACUGGAAGCUUACAAUAACACAGAUACGUAUUCUGCACAAUUUGCUUCGGUUCAAGAUGCUUCCUUGAUUGGUGAUCGUGAAAAACACAAAGAAUCUAUUGAGUUCAAACGGGCAGCAGAGGAGGAGUGGGCAUCCAGACAGCGGCAAUUACAAAUACAGGCUGAGGAAGCAAAGAAAUUGCGAAAGAGAAAGAAAGCUGAAGCUCAACGGUUGCUUGACAUGGAGAAGAGACAAAAGCAAAGAUUGCAAGAAGUCCGUGAAUCACAGAGAAAGAAUGAAGAAGCGAUACAGCUAAAGGAGCAGUAUCGGGGUGUAGUGAGAAAGGAACUUGAAGAUAUGGAAAGGAGACAUUGGGAUAUGACUUCAAUAUUGCGUGCUCUAGGCAUCCCUGUUGAAGGUGGUGAGGUUAAAGCCUAUAAGCAAGCACUUCUGAAAUUCCAUCCAGAUAGGGUAUCAAGAAAUGAUAUUUAUCAACAGGUCAAAGCAGAGGAGACAUUCAAGUUCAUUUCACGCCUUAAGGAGAAGCUGCCGCGGUUCUCCUAAUAGCAUAUUCCAAUACCCAAAUCGCACAAAACAUCUCAUUUUUGUGCGCGUGUUAGUCACCACAUCCUCCUUUCGGAAGCAGAAAUCUCACAUGCAGGUCAAAGACCCAGAGUUCAGAAGAUAUUUAUCGUCGUCCUUAGAAGCAACUAGGGCUUUAGAAUUCGUUAAAUGUGACCUUUUUCUUUCCUUGAAGUGGUAGGGAUUCUUGUUAGCCGUGACCUGGGAUGGUAAACUCUUUUCUUUUGUUGGGAUCGGGAAUUGGUUGUACAGGAGCGAUAGCAGAAAGAUCAUUCUCUUGCAGACCAUCUUUCAUAAUUUAUCUGACAAAACCGUGGCGUUGUGCUUUGGUUGUUCA